This is a messenger RNA of Ostreococcus tauri, 1836 nucleotides long. Its product is annotated as P-loop containing nucleoside triphosphate hydrolase. Gene Ontology annotation, molecular function: chromatin binding. Bases 1 to 1836 code for a protein of 611 amino acids. The transcript has a single exon. Gene Ontology annotation, biological process: mitotic DNA replication checkpoint signaling; DNA repair; DNA damage checkpoint signaling. The record is from RefSeq and is a predicted model, not a curated record. NCBI's taxonomy places the organism in Eukaryota, Viridiplantae, Chlorophyta, Mamiellophyceae, Mamiellales, Bathycoccaceae.
AUGCGCGCGAGCGACGGGGCGACGACGACGCGCGCGUCCGCGCUCUCGUCGACGGGGACGUUGGGAGAGACGCACGCGCCGAGAACGCUCGCGGAGUGCGUCGCGGCGAAGAAGAAGGUUGAGCGCGUCCGCGCGUGGCUCGCGAAGGGUGGCGCGCUGUGCGCGAGCGGACCGUCGGGAUGCGGGAAGGCGAGCGCGAUCACGUGCGCGGCGCGAGAGUUUGGGUACGGGGUGGAGGAGUACGCGGCGGCGACGCCGACGCUGUGGCGCGAACGCGCGCACAUCGAAAACGGCGACGAUGGAACUCGGGUGGAGUACUCGAGCAAGGUGGAUGAAUUCGUGGCGUACUGCUCGCGGGCGACAAAGUACGCGCCGCUCGCGCUCACGCUGACGUCGACGAAGACGAACGAGAGCGACGGGCGAUCGGGCGGCGGGACGACGUCGAUGAUGGCGUCGCGGAAAGUGGUGUUGUUGAUUCGAGACAUUCCGAGCAGCGACGCGAACGGACGCGCGCGAGUGCUCGAGGCACUUCGCGCGCUCGCAGCCUCGCGGGGUGGACCACCGGUGGCGGUCGUCGUCACGGAGGAAGAAGAACGCGGUGGUCAUCGGUCGGGCAGAAGCGCAGAGAUAUCUGCCAAGGAUGUACGUUCAGUGAUGGAAAAGGCGGGCGCUCAAAUCGUCGACUUCAACGCGGCGACGACGGCGGCAAUCACCAAGGCGCUGACGCGCGUGUGCGAACUCGAACACUUCGACAUGUCGCCGUCAGACAUAGAUGCAAUCGUGCAAAACUCGCAUGGGGACGUGAGGAGCGCGCUCGGAGCGUUAGAGUUCUGGUGUUUCGGGAAGAAUAGGACGGGACGAACGGCGCCGCCGACGAAACGCAAGCGCGGCGAGCCGAAGGAAGCGCCCUCUGCAGUGGCGUCGGCGCGCGCGCUGCUGAGUUCUCGCGAUCAAGGCCUCGGACUGUUUCACGCUCUGGGAAAGUUUCUGUACAACAAGCGCGACACGCACGAUUUGAUGAACAUAGCUGGAUUCGAAACGCUGGAUGAGCGAUUGCGGCGGCCACCGCAGCGAUACGAUCCCGAAGACGUUCUCGCGCGAUCGGGUAUCGGCGCCGAGACUGCGGUGGGAUUCUUGUUUGAAAACUUUGUAGAUUUCGUAGAUUCUAGGAGCAUAGAGUGGGUGGCCGCAGGAGAGCGUUAUUUGUCGGAUGCGUUCCUCUUGGCGAGAGGCGGCGUUGGUUCACGCGGAGGUGGCAUGGCUUCGCGCGGAGGUUGGGAAGACGUCGGCGACGAUGAUGACGCCGUCCUCGAUCCCAACCUCGUGGCAGAGUACACUGCCGGCUCGGUCGCGACGCGUGGAGUUUUAUUUUCGUCCAAACGUUCGGCUGCCGGAUUCUUACCGAUGCGCGGUCCGCGUGCGGCAAAAAUGGAGCGAGCGGCGGCGACAAACAGUGAGGAGGUUCGCGCUGUCGUCGCCGCCGCUUUGGAGGGCGAUUUCUCCGUUGGAGGCACAACCAACGCGGUGGCGACGGAGAUGCUCCCGGCGCUGCGCCUCAUCGCCGGAUCUUCGGCUCUCGGUGCGUCUCUCGUGCCAUUCCUUCCGACGAAGUGGCGGCAUCCCGGCGAAGACGACGCCCAGUUCACCGCACGGAUGGCCACCGUUCCCGAGGGCGUCGCCGCACCUCGUCCGGCAGAUUUGACCAAGGGCGUCGCUCACGCGCUCGAUCGCGGCGCCAGAGGCUCGCACGCGCGUCCGCUCACGCUGGAUGAUCUAGACGACAUGGAGGACGACAUCGAAGACGCCUCGGGUUCGGAAUCGGACGACGCGUGGUGA